CGGGGGAUUGUUGUCGUCUUCCAUCAUCAGCAUUUUCUUAUUUCCGCUGUUCCUUUUUACAGUCGCUCCUCAUCGGCGAGCCUUCGUCACCUGAGGCCUUCGUGCGACGACGAUUGUGCUCGAGGAUUGCCACUUAUGCCAUAGCUCGCAGUCUUUCGUUCCAUUGAAACUGGAGUUGAUGGACCUGACUUGGCCUGGAAUCGCGGGAGAGAAUGCUUCGGAGCAGUGUCCACUAGAAACAAGGCAAGGAGCGUAUGAUUCCAUUGAAGAUUCGCUGAUGAAUGAGAGUAUACGGCGAGAAUUAGAUUCUUGUGGAUCGACGUUUGUUUGAACAACUUGUCGACCACAGGAUUGGUUCUUAGAAAACAUGAAUGAAACAAAGUUUGAGUUCAAGUUUGAAAGUGUUGGAAUAGUUACGCUCCGCGUAUUGACAAUAUUAGCUGCCUAAAAUAUUCUUUUAAUGAGGUGUUUUGCAAAGGGAACGCGAUUUCUGUAGUGCGGAGGUGUUUGCUGGUGAUUUUAGAAUCAGGUUCUAAAAAACUCAAAAUAAUCACAGGAUGGCGGAAGUGGCGACAUUCAGCGUGAAAGUGGAGGAAGGUGUGCAAGGCAGAGAGGGAUCUCCAUCAAAGGGGCCUGUCUACAGAAGUAUUUAUGGGAAAAAUGGUUUUCCUCCUCUACCAGAAGGAUUAUCUACCACAUGGGACAUUUUCGCACGAGCUGUUGAACGGGGCCCUGGAAACAACUUGCUUGGAGUUCGCGAGAUGAAGAAUGGAAAAGCUGGGAGGUACCAGUGGCAAACUUACCAGCAAGUCUACGAUGAUGUGAUACGCAUUGGUGCAGCUAUGCGUCAAGUGGGAGUGAAUCCUAGGGGAAGAUGCGGGAUAUAUGGAAUGAAUUGUCCACAAUGGUUCAUUGCUAUGGAGGCCUGUAAUGCGCACAGUAUAGUGUGUGUUCCUCUUUAUGAUACUUUGGGAUCGACAGCAGUGGAGUACAUCUCAAAUCAUGCAGAAAUAUCAAUUGCUUUUGCACAAGAGGGCAAACUCUCCUUGAUGAUUCAAUCGCUCCCCAACUGCACGGGAUUUUUGAAAACCUUGGUAAGUUUCGAAAGCAUCAGUAAUGAUCAUAAAGCUCAAGCUCAGAAUGCUGGAGUCAACACCUAUACAUGGGAGGAAUUUUUGAACCUGGGGGCUAGUCAUCCGGUCAGCUUAACACCUCCAACGAAAGAGGACCUGUCGACAAUCAUGUAUACUAGUGGGACCACAGGGGAGCCCAAAGGAGUAAUGUUGACUCAUGAAAAUGUUCUGGUCACUAUUGCGGGUCUUGACCACAUGUUGAAAUCUCUCAACGAAGUGAUGGAUCAUAAUGAUGUUUACUUCUCGUUCCUGCCGUUGGCCCACAUCUUUGACAGAGUGACCGAGGAGAUGUUCGUAUUUGUAGGGGGUUCAAUCGGAUUCUGGCAAGGGGACAUCAAGAAGGUACCUGAAGAUAUUGCAGAAUUGAGACCCACAUUGUUUGUUGGUGUGCCUCGCGUCUUCGACAGACUCACCGCAGCAAUUCAAGGCAGAAUAGCUGCAGCAAGUCGAACAAAGAGUUUGCUCUUCAAUCUUGCAUACUCCAACAAGUUAUGGUGGAUGAAGAAUGGCUACAAGCAAGACAAGGCAUCACCACUGUUUGAUAAGCUGGUCUUUAAUAAGGUGAGAAUGGGUCUUGGUGGACGUGUUAGGCUUGUUAUUUCAGGAGCCGCACCUCUGGCUGGGCAUGUAGAGGAAUUUUUACGGGUUAUCAUGUGUGCCCCUGUUUUGCAAGGGUAUGGAUUGACGGAGACCUGUGCUGCAAGUUUCAUUCAAAUGCCGGACGUCAUUUCCAUGAGCGGAACUGUAGGCCCUUCACUAUGCAAUAUUGAGACUCGGUUGGAAUCUGUUCCGGAGUUGGGUUAUGAUGCCUUGGAUAAAAAAAGGCCGCGAGGAGAGAUAUGCAUUCGUGGAAAAACGGUAUUUUCGGGAUAUUACAAACGCCCGGAACUCACGGAGGAGGUUCUUGUUGAUGGUUGGUUUCACACAGGUGAUAUUGGAGAGUGGCAGGCAGAUGGUAGCAUGAAGAUUAUUGACCGUAAGAAGAAUAUUUUCAAGCUUUCUCAGGGAGAAUAUAUUGCAGUCGAAAAGCUGGAAAAUGUGUACAAUCAGUCUGCUGCUGUGGAUGCGAUUUGGGUGUACGGUAAUAGCUUCGAAUCAUCAAUGGUGGCUGUGGCGGUCCCCAACGAACAGGUGUUGUUGGACUGGGCCAAAUCCAAUGGAAAGAAGGAAGAAUUUGCUGCGCUGUGCAAGAUCCCUGAAGCUCAAAAAUUCAUAUUGUCAGAGCUGAGUAGUACGGGCAAGAAAAGCGGAGUAAGAGGAUUUGAGUUCAUCAAAGGAGUGCUGUUAGAUCCUCAACCAUUUGAUAUGGAGCGCGACCUGAUCACUCCAACUUACAAGCUCAAACGACCGCAACUAUUAAAACACUACCAGAAGGAUAUCGACGCCUUGUAUACCACGAUCAGAUCGAAUUCCUGAAGAUUAUACUAUUAAGGUCAGGUACAGGUCGUUGUGGUUUGCAGGCAUACUAGGAGCCCAAAUCAUCCAUUUAUUUCCAUUCAUGGCUUACCUCAUGUAUACUUCGAAGAUGGUGCAGCUGUGCAGGCAGAACUCUUGUCAGACAAUUGUGGGCGGCAGUGGGGUGAUAUUAAAAGAAGAAAGGAGCAAGAGGAAAUCCAAGUGGCAACGUAUCAUUUGCUGUCCUGUUCUCUGUGAACGAUCCUCUGCCUCUUCCUCUAUGCUUGACGCCCAUUAGUAUUUGCAAUCAUAACUAUGAGGACGAUGAUAAAAUUUGUAGUGGAUUAAAUGAACAUUGGAAGAAUUUUAGUGGCUGUAUUGCGAUUCUUCAAUGUUGUCCUUCAGUGGCCGAAUAUCUAGCACGCUACACUUUUUACUAAAAGCUAUAUAACUUAAUUCAGCAAAGGGUUCACCCCUUUAUGUUUCAAUAUAUAUAUAUAUAUACUUUUUAUUUUUAUUUUUAACUGCA
Molecule: messenger RNA, 3057 nt
Organism: Physcomitrium patens
Lineage: Eukaryota; Viridiplantae; Streptophyta; Bryopsida; Funariales; Funariaceae
Source: RefSeq, a predicted model, not a curated record